ACAGUUUUAAAGAGAGAGACCCUUCGGGCCCCUGUGGAUUCAGGAAUGUCUUCCAAGCCCAACGGGAGUCCGCCUCCCUAUGAGUCAGAUGGAUAUCAUGAGCCACCCCAGCCGGCGUAUUCCUACUACCCCGACGAUGAGUUCCAGCACUUCUACAAAUGGACGUCUCCCCCGGGCAUCAUCAAGCUGAUGUCCAUCAUCGUCAUCGUCCUCUGUGUGGCCAUAUUCGCCUGUGUGGCCUCUACGCUGGCCUGGGACAGCCAGGGGGCCAUGUCUGGCUUCGGUGGUUACGGGGGCAGCUCGUACGGGGGCAGCUCGUACGGAGGCGGUGGUUACUCGGGUAGCUUCGGUGGUGCUGCCUAUGGCGCCGGUAACAACUAUGGCUACGGCGGACUCGGAGGGAACUACAAUGACCCUCGCACGGGCAAAGGAUUCAUCAUUGCCAUGGCAGCAUUCAGCUUCAUCACGGCCCUUGUCAUUUUCAUUAUCGUGGUGUCGAGGCAGGGCCUGUCGGAGUCUAGAAGGUUCUACCUAGCUGUGGUGAUCAUCUGUGCUAUCCUGGCUCUGCUGAUGCUCAUAGCGACUAUAGUGUACCUGGUGGCGGUGAACCCCAUGGCUCAAUCUACAGGGUCGAUCUAUGGGAGCCAGCUGGCAGGCCUGUGUGCCCAGUACCAGGGCCCCCAGGUUUCAGGAAUGUUGGUCAACCAGUAUCUCUACCAUUACUGUGUGGUGGAGCCUCAGGAGGCCAUAGCGAUAGUGUUUGGCUUCCUGGUGAUGGCGGCUCUGAUCAUCAUGAUGGUGUUUGCCUUAAAGACGCGCCAGAAGAUCAGGAACUAUGGCAAGUCCAACGUCCUGUGGAGGAAGGUGAAGAUCAUCAACGAGGAGGCCCCGCCCCAGGACGUGGAGGCAUGGGUGAACAAUGUGUCAGGUUUUCCUGAUGAAGGUAUGGUGCUGACCGACUACCCAGAGAAGUUUGGAGGAUCCAGGAGUCACCUGGACGACACCAGCACCAACUACGACAAACCUCCCUACAAUGACAGCCCAGCUCCUCCAGUAGUUUGUGACUUCCCUGUGCACAGUAGCGCCCCCUACAGCAGUGGCUCAGAGAUGGCCAGCUCAGCAGCAGGGAAGCCCAAAAAGAGACGGGCCGGUCGUCCUCGCCGUACUGACGGACAGGAUACAGACUACGCUUCCUCUGGGGACGAGCUGGACGACGACAAUGACUUCGACAGUGAGUUCCCCACCAUUGCCAAUGAGCAGGAACGUGUGGACUACAAGCGUGAGUUUGACCGGGAUCACCAGGAGUACAAGGACCUGCAGGGAGAGCUGGACAUCAUCAACAAGAGCCUGUCAGAGGUGGACAGAGAGCUGGAUGAGCUGCAGGAGGGAAGCCCCCAGUUCCUGGAUGCUAUGGAAAAGUACAACAGGCUAAAGGACAUAAAGAAGUCAGCAGAUUACCAGUUGAAGAAGCGCAGGUGUAAAUACCUGAAGGCCAAACUGUCCCACAUCAAGAGGAUGGUCGCUGACUACGAUCGCAGGGCCUGAACUUCCUGUCACCUGACGUCAGCCAGGAUACUUCUUCCGGUUCAGAGUUGAUGCCAGAUGUAACACUGGGGGUUUGAGUCAGAUUCUACUUAUUUCUUUGGCUCUGCUCUAGUAACACUAGCAUAUCACUUAGAAUUAAGCAAUGUAUUGAGCAUUUAUUAUAAGUGGUAUGCUUGUGUAGAUAUAAGAACGUAACCUUUGUAAUUUAGGUUUGUGGUUGCAGUAUACUAAGCAUCUUCACUGAGAAGUGUCUGCCCAAGGAUCUCCACUGUGAUUGGAUGGAUGUGCUAGGGAUCAGCCAAUCCACAGUAUACUACAAAGCUGUUAAACAUGAAGUAUCUCGCACAUACUUCCCGAGACAAUGGCUGUAGAAAUAUGUGUGGGUUUUGUGACUUUUUAAAAAAAUGGGUCAUUUGAAUGUGCAGAAAUAAUAUAUUUAUAUGACUGCAUUAAGUUUAGUGUUCAAAGGCUUGUGUUCAUUCUUGUUUCGUAUAAUGAAUGGUACUUAGAGUGCAGUUUAUCCUCACUCUGUUGUCUGUUGGUAGCCAUUUUAAGGGAUGAGACAAAAUGACAACCUCAAACUGUGAUGUUGUGAGAUGGAUUUCACUCUGAUACAUUAGACAUUUUUUACAGCUUCCUCUUUUAGAUGAGAUGUUAACUUUUUAUUCUUUCACUUUCUAUUUUCUCAACCUCAUUGUCAGGUUUUGAUACUUAUACUUAUGAAAGGUUUGCCAUUUGUAAAUAUGUGAAUAUACUUGUCUCUUUAUGUACUAAUGCUUUGUCCCCUCCUGUAAUUUUUUUGUCAGUUGCUAAAGACUUUGAAACUGUUGUAAAUCAUUAUGCAUUUGUUUCAUGUUCUGUUUUACUUUUUUGACCUAAAUGUAAUAUAUUCAAGGUCACUUUAUUAAAACUGAAAAUUCAAUAAAGAUUUGCGUAACAGUUGAAAUCAACCCAAUCAAUUUUUUUCUAUAUGGUCUCUUAAAGACAUUCUCAGGUUUUUCAAUGUGUGAAUAUACUGUUAUAUACUUAGUUAUAUUGAUGUAAUAUGGUCUGCGGUCUUUUGUCAGUUGCUAAAG
This is a messenger RNA of Salvelinus namaycush (lake trout), 2621 nucleotides long. It is a transcript of the gene oclna, whose product is annotated as occludin a. Gene Ontology annotation, cellular component: apical plasma membrane; cytoplasmic vesicle; bicellular tight junction. The record is from RefSeq and is a predicted model, not a curated record. Gene Ontology annotation, biological process: bicellular tight junction assembly. The transcript is spliced from 8 exons. Bases 46 to 1545 code for a protein of 499 amino acids. Lineage: Eukaryota; Metazoa; Chordata; Actinopteri; Salmoniformes; Salmonidae.